GCCUGGGGCGGCAGCGGCCGGCGGAGCGGAGCAGCCAUCUGGGUAGCGGUCUUGGCGUGUCCGACCUCCCUCAGCCUCCCGACGCAGUGUGGGGCCCUGCGGACUUAGCCCCUAGCCAUGGAUGCUCAAAAAGAAGCACUACAAAGGAUCAUUUCAACUCUGGCAAAUAAAAAUGAUGAAAUUCAGAACUUUAUUGACACACUAAAUCAAACACUAAAAGGAGUUCAGGAAAAUUCUUCCAACAUCCUUUCAGAGUUAGAUGAAGAAUUUGAUAGUUUGUACUCUAUAUUGGAUGAGGUGAAGGAAAGUAUGAUGAGCAGUAUCAAGCAGGAACAAGCUCGUAAAUCACAUGAGCUACAGAGUCAGCUCAGUCAAUGUAAUAACGCCCUGGAGAACUCUGAAGAACUAUUAGAAUUUGCAACACGAUCAUUAGAUAUAAAGGAACCUGAAGAAUUCUCAAAGGCUGCCAGACAGAUCAAGGAUAGAGUAACAAUGGCUUCAGCUUUUCGCCUUUCUUUGAAACCAAAGGUCAGCGACAACAUGACUCAUUUAAUGGUAGAUUUUUCUCAGGAAAGACAGAUCCUACAAACUUUGAAGUUUCUGCCAGUCCCCAAAGCUCCAGAGAUUGACCCACUAGAAUGUUUGGUGGCUGACAAUGCUGUAACAGUAUCCUGGAGAAUGCCAGAAGAAGAUAAUAAGAUUGACCAUUUUAUACUGGAAUACAGGAAGACUAAUUUUGAUGGACUUCCACGUGUAAAGGAUGAGCGAUGCUGGGAGCUUGUUGAUAAUAUUAAGGGUACUGAAUAUACACUGUCAGGCUUAAAAUUUGAUUCAAAGUAUAUGAAUUUCAGAGUGCGAGCUUGUAACAAAGCUGUUGCUGGAGAGUAUUCUGAUCCAGUGACCCUAGAGACAAAAGCACUUAACUUUGCUUUGGAUAACUCAUCAUCCCAUUUGAACCUGAGAGUCGAAGAUACCUGUGUAGAGUGGGAUCCCACAGGAGGAAAAGGUCAAGAAAGUAAAAUUAAAGGGAAAGAGAACAAGGGCAGUGUCCAUGCUACUUCACUGAAGAAACACUCAAGAAGUGGUACACCAUCCCCCAAACGGACAUCUGUAGGCUCCAGGCCGCCAGCAGUGAGAGGCAGCAGAGAUCGUUUUACUGGGGAAUCGUACACAGUGCUGGGAGACACUGCUAUUGAAAGUGGACAACAUUAUUGGGAGGUCAAGGCCCAGAAGGAUUGCAAAUCCUACAGUGUGGGGGUAGCCUAUAAGACUUUGGGAAAAUUUGAUCAGCUAGGAAAGACGAACACUAGUUGGUGUAUCCAUGUCAACAACUGGCUACAAAAUACAUUUGCAGCAAAGCAUAAUAAUAAAGUAAAAGCCUUGGAUGUUACUGUUCCUGAGAGAAUAGGUGUAUUUUGUGAUUUUGAUGGGGGUCAACUUUCUUUCUAUGAUGCAAACUCAAAACAGUUGUUAUAUUCUUUCAAGACAAAAUUUACUCAGCCAGUCCUACCUGGUUUCAUGGUUUGGUGUGGUGGACUGUCUGUGAAUACUGGGAUGCAGGUUCCAAGUGCUGUGAGAACAUUUCAAAAAAGUGAAAACGGAAUGACCGGUUCAGCUAGCAGUCUAAACAAUGUCACUCAAUAAUGCCUGCUCCAGAUGUGUUCACUCCCCCGUCUUUUCAUUGAAUGGCCUUUUCUGUGCAGAUACUAAUCACAGAGUUUAUGAUGAUGGAAAUCAGGUUGGCUGCAUCCUACUUUAACAUCUGGAAUCUGUUAGCAUUAAACAUCUAGUAUGAAGCAUUCACAGGAGCCUACUGCGCAAUGUCAUAGAAGCAAGCAGAAGUCGAAGAAACUCACGUUGUGAAGAGUAAAUGGGAGGAAAGGGCAAUGUUUAGUUAUAUAGAAACCUAUUUUUGUGUUUUUUGGAUUAUUUUGACUUUUCUGUUAGUCCUAGGGCCUGGACUGGAAAAAAAAACAUUUAAAUUUUGCCUUUUUUUUCCUCAUCUCUACCUAUUAGUUUUUCCACUGAAGCUUUAAAAAUGUAUAGUCCUCUUAGUUUCUCUAAAAAUUGAAAUAAUUGUUUGGAGAUGCUAGGUUUUCUUAGAGUGGUUUAUAAAUUAGUUGAGUUAUUAGCUAGCUUUAUAUCAUUUCCCUUUUUCCAAGUAUUUUGAUAUUUUUUUUGUGGUUUAAACUCAAAAUAGAAAAUGAAUAGGAAUUUUGUAGACAUAAUGGCUUAAAAUCACCCAAAUUUCAGUUUCUUACCUGCUGCACUACUAGUGGCAAAGGGAAUAUUCUUUGUAUGUUGCUUUCUUUAAAUAGAUUUUUCAUUCCAUCAUUUUGGAUAUGAUGGGUAAGAUUUUCAAAAGCUUUAUAUUGUCUGAUUUUGUUGUACUUUAAAGCCACUUUUAAUAGUUAUCUGGUAAAAUCUCCACUUGCUUUUAGUAAUAAAUGAUAAAUAUUAUACUGAUUUUUAACAUUUUUAGUAGGAAUGAAAGUUUAUUAAAGUCUGAGAAAGUUGAUAAAACCUACACUAUUCAACUUUUAUCUGAGGACAGGUUAUAAAAGGAGUUGCCUAAAGCUAUCCUUUACUUAAGUAAUUUUCAUCUGCUUUUUAACUACGUGGAACAGUACAACUGUUGAACUGUUGUACUGUUCCAUUUUAAAAAUCCACAUAUCUGACUUAUUUGGCACGUAAGUUCUUCAGACACAACUAUUCAGUGGUUAUUUUUUUCUCAGUCCUUUCAUUUGCUUUCUAAAAAGGGUUAAUUCUCCCCCAAAAUGAUGUCAAAAUCUUUCUCAAACUUACAGAAAAUGUUUUAAACAAAACCCAUGGUUAUCAAAACAGAACAUAAAUUUUUUAAAAGUUGAUUGAAGUUUGUAACACGAUUCCUUUGAGCCAAACUAGAAGUUGUACUUUACAGUACUUAAGAAUGCCUUGAGCAUUUUAAUGAGGUCUGUAUUUGUGGUCUUUAUUUUUGAAGCUUGCUGUCUCAUGUUGACUUACUUCUUGUUUAAUUAUAUUGUGUUAAAAACAACCUUCUCCCAAGAAGUGACUGUUGCUGCUUACAUUUGAGGUAGUUUCUACAGAAAGACUGUGGAAUGGUAAUAGCUAAUUUUCUCAAAGUUUACUGCUUACUGAUGGAUGUUUUUUUGUAGGUUAAACAAGUCUAAAUGAGCAAUUUCAUUUGACUGGGAUUAUGUUUUUUCUGGAGAACAUUCAUAUCUACAUAGUUGGCGAUAUGUUAAUUAUUUUAAAUGCUAUAAGGCAAUUUUGGAAUGAAAUGUGUUAUAGAUACUCUUUUGAUUAUCCAACAAAUACAAUUUUGGUUUUGUCCCUCUGAGAGAUUUAGAAGUGUUCUAAUCUCUAUAGCAGGGUUAUCCAGGACCUAAGGAAGCAGGAAGCUAUAAUUCCUUUUUAUAGUCCAGCCUAAAAGCAGUAAUUUAGUAGUGUAGCUGCUUUAUAUGCACAGUUAUAGACAAUAAAUUUUAGCGAACAUGAUCCAGAAAAAAAGUCAAAUUCCUACAUAAAAUUUUUUACUAUGAUGUCUGAUAAAAUUUUGUCUUCUUACUAAUUCAGUGCCUUCUUCUCCUCUAGACAUACUCUUGCUCCACACCCCAUGCAAUGUCAACUGAUAGUUGAGUCAGAAACCAUUUUGUGGUACCGGUGAGGGCCUUCUAUUCCAGGGACAUGGGAAAGGAGCUAUUAAUCAGGGGCUGGAGGAGUCAUGUGAUUCUCUCCUGUGCUCAUGCCAUCAUUUAAAGUCCUUCAUGUAAAAUUUUCUAAUGUUCAUUUGGAAAAUUCAUUUGAAAUAAUACCAUUCAUUAUUACUCAAAACAAGAAUCUUACUCUGCCUCUUCUUAGAGGUUUCCAAAAUUAAAGGACAAAGUGUGGGGUUAAAUUUAAUUGUUUUAAGUUUGUGUUAAGUUAAACUGGAGAAAGUUUGCCACUCUCAUUUUCGAAAUAGGAAAUAAUCAUGGCAUUGCCUAUUUAAAUAGUCUCAAAUCACAGUACUUGACCAUAUUAAUAUUUUCAUUGCCAUUUGAAUUUUAAAAAAUGUUGAUCUUUUGCUAAGUUUAAUGCAUCAUGAAAAGUUGAUAUACCCUUGUAAACAUUAUUAGUUUACUUACUCUUUGUCUGACUUGUUUGGCAGGUCAAAUGAGAUUGCUGUCAGGAAAAGGAAGCUUGGGAGGUUGACUGUCAUGAAUGCUAUUUUAUAAAAAUAUACACCUAGUAUUAUUGCAUUUCCCUCGUAGCAAUUGAAUUCCAGACCAGUUUCAUUAACUGCAUAAAGAAAUUGCCUUAAGCACUUUAUAAAAAGAAAUUUCUUUCGCUAUUCAUUUUGACUUUUUAGGCUGACCAUGUCACAUAUGUCUUUAACUUUUGGUAAAUAUGUAUAUAUCAAACAAUUAAUAAAUGAGUAUACAUUGUGUUUAGUAUAGAUUCAUUGAAUGUUCCAGUGUAGGUAAAUAAGUCAAAAGCUUGUUUGUUCCUGGGUUUAAAUUUAUGAUGGCAUCUGUACAUAUUGGAACUGCUAUGGUAGAGCUAGACUCGGCCCACUUUGUGCAGCAAACAGUAAUUUUCUCCAUGUUGUCAUCUUAGGAAACUAGUGGCUUAGUCCAGCUUAUUCACCUGUGAAAUUAAAACACAACAGUAUCAUAUAUAAUUUGAAUUUUUGUGACUAAUCCUUGGUGGUAUAAGUAAUGCAAGUAAAUAAUUUGUAAUAAAAGCUUUUAAUUAAGGUAAGAAAUCUAUUUCAUAAUGUACCUGCAAUGAUUAAUUUUUUCUCUAUAUACCUUUUCCACAAAGUUAUACUUACAUAUUUUUAAUUGUUUCUUUUGGAAACGUAAAAUUUGGGGGGAAGGAUAUAUAUGGAAAUGAUCAUUUCAGAGUAUUAAUUUUAGAAGAGGAGGGUGUAUAAACUUAACAUCAAAAUAAUAAACUAGGCACCAUAUUUUCAAAUCAUCAUCAUCCCUUUCUUGAAAAAGACCACAUAUUUUUUAAAAGACUAAGAUGAGUUCAUUCAUUAGCAAAUUCAUAUGACAAAUGUGAAAGUGCCUAGAAUGAUAGUCUUACAUUGUAUUCAAAUUUCCAAAAUUAGUGAUUUGAUUUACUGUAUAGUUUUGCUGCUUUUGAGUGAUGCAAUAAAAUUUGCAUCUCAAAACAAUGUUUUGUGAAUAUGUCAGAAAAUUAUUUAACAGUUUGUUACAGUUUACUUAAAAAAUUCAAAUUAACUGCAUAUAAUAAGUUUCACUUUUUUGGGUUCACUUUUAUAUAGUCAUAUGAAAUAAUUCUGCAAAGAUUUCUUUUCUCGAUUUUAUUUUUAUACUGGAUAUGUUCUUCUAGGAAAAGUGUAUGGGCAUCGUAAAUUUACUCAAGAUCCAAGUCACCACAAAAUAGUUGUUUUUUAACCAAAAUGUACAUGUUAUAAUGCUAGUACUGGAGUAUUGUAAGAGAUCAUGAAUGUUUCUUUGGUCAUCACAGAAAGAUUACCUCAUGUUCAGUGUAGUUUUAAUUUUUUGCUUGUCUUAUUCACAAGUAUUUAUGGCCCCGAUGUGCCGCUGGAAUAUUUGAUUAUUCAGCAUACUUAAGCUUUCUGGAUAAUUUGGAUUAAAUGGAUUGUCUUUGAUCUAUGUUUUUGUUGAAAAUAUAAAGGCUAGUGUUGGCUUAGAAAGAAAUGCCAAAAGUGCCAUCGUACUUUUCUUCUCGGAAUACCCAUUUAUUAAAACAGUAUUUGUUAUUUGGGAUAAUUGUAAGAUAUUGUUGAUUCAUAAUCAUUGCAGCUAUGUUAGUUUAAUCUGAUAUAUUUUCUUAAUGGUACCCAUUUAAUGUAAAUUAGUCCUUGGGAAUGGACAUUUAGAGGAUUUCUCAGUAUGUAGGGCAGGUCAGUGAAUGUGUUUGUAUUUGGCUUGGAGUUUCUUAAGUUUGGACCAAUUUUUAAGUGUGAGUGAUUGGUAAGAGGCAUUUUUAUUAGUAUUAGAACUUUUUGGAGAAUCUAAGGGCCAUAAGAAUGCAUUUUUUAAAAGAAAAAAAUAUUUCCAAUAUCUCUAAGGUACCAAAGCAUGGGGUCCAAUUUAUCUUUUAAGGGAAAUGCUUUAAAAUCAAAGUUACUGCUAAUUCAUACUAUACAAUAUAUAAUAGCUAAAGUUAUGGAGUAUUUAUAUUAAAAACCACUAGUUUUUAAAUUUUUGAAUAUGAUUAAAAUAUAUUUUGCCUUCAUUUCUCUUAUUUAAAAUUAAUAACCUGAACUCUACCAUAUACUAGAUCUACGACCUCUGCAUAUUAUAAUUUAUCACCUUUGGGUCUCCAUUGUCUUUUACAGGAAAUAAUUGGAAAUUGUUCAGCCUACCUCACAGGGCUGUUGUGAGGAAUAAAAUGAAAUAGAAAAUAUGAAAUUGCUUCAACAAUAGUAAAAUGCUAUGUAAAUGUAAAAUUUUCAGUUAAUACUGGAUUUAGGGUUUAGGUAAUUUCUAAAUGCCAUCUCCUUUGCUACAGCAUGUGCUUAAAGUGGUAUCUACCAGGACUACACGUGUUAUUAAAAUAAACAAACAACCCUAAUUAAAAUGCCCUUUAAUAGCCUUUAGUUUGUGCAUGGCCUUUGGCCUUUUUGUAUUUUCUUAUCAUUCUGUUAUUCUAUAUCAAGACUUUCAUAGAACUGUAAAUUUCUCCUACAGCAUUAGUAUGUCAGUGUAGAAUAAUAACAUAAAUAAAUGAAUUAAACUAUUUCUUUCCAAGUAUUUGCACUUCCGAUUUAUGACUGUUCAGUGCCAUAUGCAAAGACUGAAUUUGGCCUAAAUUCUAUUUAAAAAAUUAAGUUUUUGUCAUUGAGAAAUUUUACAAAGUUUAUGUGCCCAUUUAAUAUUUGUUGCAUUGCCAUUAAAAAAAAAUAACCAUUUCAGAACCUUGUUAGUUAGUUAGUCUCUCCUAUUUUGUGUUAAAUUAGAUUUACUAAGUUGUUUUCUGGUUAUCUUGAUCUAUAACUAUAGGUAUGUCUAUCAUCUGGACUGGUUUUGGUAUGCAGUUCUGGUAAUAAAAAUUCUGAUUUCUCAGGUUAAACAUUAAGUUAUGGUUGAAGAACAUUAAUGAAAUACUUAUAAUGUACUCAGUGCUGCAAACUAGUGUUUUCAUAAGCAUAUUGUCAUAUUUUCCUUGGAAGCAAGCCAGCCUUUUAAAUUUUUUUUUUGGAACUUCAAAAUAAGAGCAUUCAAAGUGGAGUGACUUGAUGUUGAAAUGAUUGUGUGUUCUGUAUAGAAGGACCAAGUUCUUAAAGAAGCACCUGGAAUAUCCCAUCACACAAUUAAACUUUUUUUUCCCUGCUUUUGCAUUAAUGUUUACAUUUAUCACUCUCUUAAGUAUCUACAGUGUGUUGUUGGGGAUUAAAAAGUGAUAGUCUCUUUGCCCAAAACAGUCUUACCACAGUAUAAAAGAACUUUAGCAGUGAUGAAAAGUUCUAUAUCUGCUGUGUGGCACACUAGCCACAGACAGAGCUCUUGAACACUGCAAAUAUGGCUAGUUUAACUAAGCAACUAAGAUUUUAAAUUAAAUGAAAAGAACUACAUCUUGCAAUUAGGUGCUUUGUACAGUGUAGUCAUAAGAGAUAAAACCGGCAAUGUGAAACUUUAAGUCAGUAACUUGUACCAUUUUGGGGAAUGGUAAUUAAAAGAAAAUGGGAGCAAUUUGUAUUCUAACUAGAAGCAAACAGGAGAAAAAGAAAAGCCAAUCAAGCAAGAUGAGACUGGAUCUCCUGGAACUAAGAUCAGUUUUACCAAGAGAAUGAAUAAUCCAUUGAUCCUGAUUAGACAGGAGAGUAUGAAAAAGAUACUGGAAAAAACCAAUGCACCCCCUGAUAUAAAAGAUGAAGUGUGAAUGGUGCAACUUUUCUAGGGGACAAUUUAAUGAUGCUAAGAUUUUAAAUACACAUAUUUUCGGAAAGCUAUUUUGUUUUUCUUAGGUAUUUCACAUAUACUUUCAAGUAUUAAGUGCAGCAUUAAUAUAGCAAAAUACAAGCAACCAUAAUUGAAGAGAAAAUAGGCUAGCAGAAUUUCAAGGCUCCCCUUUUCUUUUUGCACCACUGUUACAUAGUUGUCUAGAUAUAUUCUAUAUGUCUGUCACCCAUUGUCCCCUCCUCAAUAAAUGUUAUAAAUGUGUAGACCAUUACGGGAAGUGACUUCCUUAGUGAAGCCCCUUUCCUUGGUCUGUCAGUGCUAUUGUGCUAAUGUGCUUGACUGCAGCUCUGUGUGAAAAGAGCUCAGGAAAUUGUAUGUUCUCUGCUUUUCUGUCCAGCUGUAUCCAUUGCUAAGCUCAUUGAACAUUUACACUGUAUGGUACUGGUAGUAUGUUUACGCCCCUUUUGUACAAGGUCACCAGGAUGGUUAAACUGGUGCUUCCAAGUAAUUCUACACAGCUAUUACAGAAUAUGGUAUUAACAAAGAUAUUUGUGACAUGAAAUUGAAAAAAAAAAAA
Condylura cristata (star-nosed mole) is the source of this 8460-nucleotide messenger RNA. RefSeq names its product fibronectin type III and SPRY domain containing 1-like (gene FSD1L). NCBI's taxonomy places the organism in Eukaryota, Metazoa, Chordata, Mammalia, Eulipotyphla, Talpidae. Gene Ontology annotation, molecular function: protein binding. The record is from RefSeq and is a predicted model, not a curated record. The transcript has 14 exons. Bases 118 to 1644 code for a protein of 508 amino acids.